Messenger RNA from Pseudogymnoascus verrucosus, 2858 nucleotides. RefSeq names its product Golgi apyrase (gene YND1). Gene Ontology annotation, biological process: nucleoside diphosphate catabolic process. Gene Ontology annotation, molecular function: nucleoside diphosphate phosphatase activity. Bases 486 to 2615 code for a protein of 709 amino acids. The transcript has 2 exons. NCBI's taxonomy places the organism in Eukaryota, Fungi, Ascomycota, Leotiomycetes, Thelebolales, Thelebolaceae. Gene Ontology annotation, cellular component: membrane. The record is from RefSeq and is a predicted model, not a curated record.
CAGUUUCGGAUAAGGCCGAUCUAUUUCUGGCAUAUUUUAUAAUAAUACGGUCAACCUUCAAACCAAUCAACGGUCAAAAUAUGCACCCUUGCCCGCGCAGAUACGCCAUAAUCAUCAUAAUAAUACAACUUCCCUAUUCGGUGAAUUCGCUGGGAAUACGAACAAUCUAAUACAGCCAUACAACUCCUCCCCGCUCCUCCCCCCUCAUCGCCACACGUAAGCUACGCCGCAAUCCUUCAAGCCGUGGAGAUUUCUUUUCCGUUUCCCAAUACCUUCGUUCCCGCUCAAUUGUCUGCUCAACCACAUUCGUUUCCACAGCCGCGUCCCCGGUCAAGAACCGCCAUCCCUCGUUUCAGGCACUCGUCAUCGCCCUAAUCCAUCAAGACACCCACGCCAUUUUGACUGUUUUCCUCGAUCAAACAGACAGAACGGCCUCAUUGGGAGCUUGAACAACCUGCUACUAUAAAAUAUAUAUCGCCACCCUCAUGGGUAAACACCGAUGGGGAGUCAUACUGGACGCGGGUUCGUCAGGGACUCGAGCGCACAUAUAUAAAUGGCGGCAUAGCGACUAUGCGAAGGAGAAGGCCUCGUCGAAAGAUUUGAAGAGCCUGCCGCAUCUCAAGACACACAAGAAAUGGACCAAAAAGAUACACCCCGGCAUUUCGACAUUCGGCGAGCGGCCAACAGAUGUCGGAGAAGACCACUUGAAGGAAUUACUCGACCAUGCUCUCGAUAUCGUACCGGCUGAUCAGGUCGCGGACACGCCAAUAUUUCUGAUGGCAACAGCUGGGAUGCGCCUGCUUCCUCCUAUACAACAAGCUGCACUUCUACGCGAAGUCUGUACAUAUGCAAGAGCCAACACGAAGUUCUCGCUACCCGAUUGCGACCUACACAUUCAGAUUAUUCCUGGGGAGACAGAGGGUUUGUACGGCUGGAUCGCAGCAAACUACCUUGUUGGUGGCUUCGACACGCCCGAAGAACACGCUCAUGGAAAAGACCACCACACGUAUGGAUUUCUCGAUAUGGGCGGUGCUUCAGCACAAAUUGCAUUUGCACCCAAUGCAACAGAGGCACAGAAGCAUGCGGACGAUUUAAAACUACUACGAAUGCGAACCCUGGAUGGAGUGGUGUCGGAAUAUAAAGUCUUCGUUGCGAGUUGGCUGGGAUUUGGCGUCAACCAGGCGAGACAGCGAUAUGUAUCAGCAUUAGUUGACUCGGUGGACUCGAGCAAAUCCUUGGAAAUCCCAGAUCCAUGUAUAGUCACCGGUCUGACAUUGUCAGUUGAUGGCACCAUUCUGGAUCCGGAUGCGGCGCGGCACGGUUCGAAGCCAUACUUAACAGGUCAAGGUUCAUUCACCGAGUGUUUGAAGAAGACAUAUCCAUUGCUUGAAAAAGAUGCAGCAUGCAUAGACGAACCAUGUCUAAUUAACGGACAGCACGUACCAGCCAUCGACUUCGAUGUAAAUCACUUCAUUGGAGUCUCGGAAUACUGGCAUACAACGCACGAAUUCUUUCAACUGUCCCAUAACGAAGAGAGUUAUGAUUUUACAAAAUUUCAAAGCCGAGUACGAGAGUUUUGUAAUUUGGACUGGGAUGAAAUCGAGCGAGGCGUCGAUACAAAAAAGUGGGGGAAGAAAGUGGAUGAGAAAGCCGCCUUGGAAAUAUGCUUUAAAGCAUCUUGGUUAACCAGCAUCCUACAUGAGGGCAUCGGCAUACCACGGCUUGGCGUUGACGGGAUCCCAAAGGGCGUUAAUGGAACAAACGACGCUGUCCGGAAUACAAAGGAAACUGGGUAUUUGGAUCCCUUCCAGGCCGUGGACAAAAUUGAUGGUACAGAAGUCAGUUGGACUUUGGGAAAGAUGGUACUCUAUGCUGCCGGCCAGAUAGAACCCCAAGGAAAGGAUCUUCCCGUCGGCUUUGGAUCCAACGUACCGUCUGGUAUCUCAAGUGACUUUCAGCGGGCAGGGUCAACAUAUACACCAUGGAAGGGCGGGGACGAUGAUGAUGAUUGGGACGACAAGAUACUUCAUAAGGCAUCAAAGCCGUCAACCGGUCUGUUCAUUAUGAUCUUCAUACUUGGCUUCCUUUUCUACAUAUUCCGCAAGAAAGAGCGCCGAUCGAGAGUCUACGGAAAGAUAUCCUCAGCCAUACGCCGUAGCAGAAAUAAGAAAGGCGGGCGCAGCUUCUUCAGUGCCAGCAAAUUGUUCGGCCGCAAGUCUGGCUACUACGAAAGGGUCCUCGAAGAAGGGGAUGGAGUCAAUGACUUUGAAUUGGCCGAUGUGGACUCCGAUGAUAGCAAUGAGGCAUCUGAUGGCAGCGAAGGCAGCAGCGGCGCACGUGCCUCUGGCUUGGCAACCCCUAAACUCAACGUCGUCAACUACGGAGAUGGAAACUUUUUCAGCCCCGUUGGUACUCAUGGCUUUCAUGCCGAUGGCAGCUUAACGUCGAAUCAUUUACUACCCAAUGCUAUGGACAGGAGCGGCUUGGUUGUGAGAACUGAGUCAAGGGAGAGAUUAGCGCCAAGCUUGACAAGCGUGGGAUCAGGAAGGAGCAGGAGUAGGGCUGGGAGUCCGACGAGAAAAAGCCCCUUAAUGAGCCCCGUGGACGAGGAUUGAAGGAGGUUAAGUGUUUUUAUUCUUGUUUCAAUAUAAUAGUGUACGGGUUUUUAUUAGUAGCGUGGCGCUUAUUCUGUGGGCAGUGGCAUACGGUGUUUGUGGCAUAUGGCAAGGAAUCGGGUUGGCGUCUCUUCAUGUGCCAUGGUGGAUGGCAUUUAUAUCACGAUACUUUUGGAACCGAACUGGGUGGUCGGCAGCAGCAUGUAUGUAUGUUAGCAUAGUAAGUAAUUACUUAAAUUAAAG